AUGAGCGCCCAGCAGGACGAUCGUGAUGUCGGCGAUUUACGCGCCCGGGAGAUGUUCCAUUAUUUUCAGCCCGACAAUCCGGCCUUGAUGCCGACCGGCCAGCAUCCGACUCGAUCUUGCGAAUAUCCCGCGACUGAAAAAUCAAGCCCAAACCUGGUCUUGACAGCUCUAGCACAGUUGGCUGCCAUAAAGCUGGGGGUUCAGCGCACGGUCAUUAGUCUGAUAGAUCGGGAAACUCUUUAUGUGGUGGCAGAAGCGUCACGGUCGCUGAAUCUGGCAAACAAUGACCAACAUGACGGCAAUGGCGAUGGACUUUGGAUGGGUUGUUCACGAGGACCCGUCGCCGGAACCUUGUGUGAGGAAACCAUCACAUUAAAACCCUCGGACGGGAACCAUGCAUUCUUCAUAGUGGAGGACCUCACGCAACACCCGACCUUUUCCAACCUACCCUGCGUCGCAAAAGACCCACAUUUCCGUUAUUACGCCGGCACACCACUGAAGACCGGAAAUGGCAUCAAUAUUGGGAGUCUGUAUGUGAUUGAUCCUCGCCCAGAUCACCGUUUGAGCGAAUCCCACAAAGAAACACUUGGAAAUAUCGCGGAUGCGGUGAUGGAGUAUCUGGAGACAUCUCGCCAGUCAUUAGAGGCCAAUCGCUUGACGAAACUAUUGGCUGGGUUGAAUACUUUUGUGCAAGGUGCUGCUGCUUCCGAUACACCACGCGACUCAACAAAGCACAACCUUGGUCGACCGGACUCUCAAACAUCACCCGUUCCACAUACCCAGCAAACCCCUUGCACCGAGCCCGAGGAAUAUAUGUUCGAAGAUAAAAGCACAAGUCCAACCUCAUUUUUAUCAGUGGACUCGAAGGGUCACGAUUCUGCUGAUGGUGUACCCCCUGGAAUCAUGCCAUCCACAACGCGGAAACGUUCAGCCCGGUCUAAGAUAGGAGCCCCCGCGGAUCACAGCGAUAACAGAUCACAGCGGACAUUUCAGUCUGCUGCCAAUAUCAUGCGAGAAAGUUUGAAUCUGGGCUCGAGCGGUGGUGUAGUCAUAGUUGGCACUGGCGAAGAUACUGACCAUGACACCUCCGACAAUUCAGAUGGAGAAAGAGACAAAAAACUGGCGAAGCUAUGGGCGGUGUCGGACACCGAUCACCAGCGGCAUGAAACCAACGAAGAAAUCGAUUCAUACCACACCCCACGAAUGGAAUCAAGUUUUGUUCGUCGCAUGAUAAGGCAACACCCGCGCGGUGGUUUAUGGUAUCUGCAUUAUCAUGGAGUAGCAUCUUCAUCAGAUGAAGAUGGAAGCGGGUCAGGGAGCAUGAAGGAUGUUCAAAAAGACACUCAACCACCUCUAUCAGUGCAUCCCGAGUCACUCAGAUCAUUACGCGAAAAAGAUCUACAGUCCAUGAAGAAGUGUUUUCCCAACGCGACAAGAAUUAUCUUUGCCCCCCUUUGGGACUCUUUAAACUCACGAUGGUUUGGCGGCGUUUUCUGUUGGAGUCGAGCUGAGACUCGAGUAUUCAGUGCACAUGUUGAUCUUGGUGGGCUAUUUGGGUUUGGCUCAUCCAUGAUGGUUGAGCAUAGUCGGAUUCGAAGUGAAGAGUCGGCCAAACAAAAGGGUGAUUUCAUCAGCACCAUAUCACAUGAAUUAAGAAGCCCACUUCACGGCAUAUUGGCAUCCAACGAGCUACUCUCUGAGCACGUGAAUUCGGAAUUUGCGAAACGACUCCUUGAUACCAUCCGUGCCUGUGGUCAAACCCUCCUUGAAACAUUCGACCAGAUCUUGGAUUUCACCAAAAUAAAUACAUUUGAAAGAGAGCCAUCCAAAUCUUGCUCGCCCCUUCGACGUCUUCAACGCGAUCGGUCGCAGUCACUUAAUAUCGUGAAGCUGGUUGAUGUAGUUUCAGUUGUUGAAGAAGCGGUGGAAAGCGUGUGCUCCGGACAGGCCCUAUCCAGUAUCAUGAAUGGAGGCAGUGCCUCUAAUCGACUGUGGCAACUGGAUCCAAUAGAUGACACCGUGAGAAAAUCGAAAUCUACAGACGGCGAACAUGUGGACGUAUUUCUCGAUGCCGCGCCUCAGAACUGGCUCUAUGUUUUGGAGCCAGGUGCUUUGAGGCGAGUCGUUAUGAAUGUUUUCGGAAAUGCAUUGAAGUACACCGGGUCCGGGUCUGUUUCUCUUCAAAUUGAGACUCAGAUGUCAAAGAAUGAGUUGCCAGUCCUCCUGAUCACGGUAUCCGAUACCGGUCGAGGCAUUUCAAAUGACUACCUUCGAUCCAACCUUUUUACUCCAUUCUCUCAGGAGAAUCCUAUGUCGCCGGGUGCGGGCCUUGGCCUCUCUCUUGUUCGAGGUAUACUUCGAUCGAUGGGCGGAAAUAUUGCGAUCAAAAGUCAAUUGGGCGUAGGUACCGUGGUGAAGAUAACUUUCCCUCUUACAUACUCUCAACAGCACCGGCUGCCCGAAAUUCAAUCAUCUUGUCUGGGCUUGGCGUCGCCCUCUUUGACAUGCAUCGACCAUAUUACCACCAAACUUGAUGGACGCAGGGCUUUCUUUUACCCGCCGCAUAAUUUUAAUUCCAACAGCCCCUCAUCAAGUUAUAUGAUCAAAAAGUAUAUGACUGAAUGGUUCGGCAUGAAGAAUGGAAACCAAGGCAUUCCUAAUGCAUCCGAUUUGGUGGUCAUUGGUGAGCGUCAUUUGAAUCAAUUGCCGAUUGCAUAUCGCCAAUCUGUACUUUUGAUCGUCUCUCACCGAGGCCCUAGCCUAUGGUCAACAGUCACUUCGGCAAAAAACCAACUGGGCAACUCAAUAUGGUUGACUCUUCCAUGUGGGCCUCACCAAUUAGCCAGGACAUUAUUAGGCUCCCUUCAAAGCCUGCAGUUGAGCGACGUCCAUUUAUCAGAUAGCACACCACGCCGUGUUUGGAGUGACAACGCUUUGAACUCAACAUCAACUGAUCUACAGAUUUUACCGGCUCCCCUUAUAGGUCACGAAAUACGGCCUGGACCAACCAAUCUGUCCCAACCGGCCAUGUCUAUUUCAAAUCAUGAAAUCACGAAGCCCACUAUUGUGGAAUUUGAAUUGCCAGUUCACAUUGAGAAAGGUCUCCACGAAACUCAUAGCCUCUCGCUGUCUGAAACAAAAAAUGACCCACGGGUCCUCUUAGUUGAGGACAAUGCCAUAAACCUCGCACUCCUCAAAAAAUUCAUAUCAAAGACACGGACGCAAGUCCUGCACAGCGCUAUUAACGGUGCAGAAGCUGUCGAGCUGGUGCAAAAAAUGCCACACGGGUAUGAUUAUAUCUUCAUGGACAUGUCUAUGCCUGUGAUGGAUGGGUUUGAGGCAAGCAGAGAGAUUCGGUCAAUAGAAGCAAAACGACAGACGGUGUCCCCAGCAUGUAUAAUCGCCCUGACUGGUUUAGGAUCGGAAGAGCAUAUCGCAAAAGCCUAUGCUGUGGGAUGUAAUAUCUUUCUCCGAAAGCCGGCGUCCCUCAAAGAUAUAAUGGCAGCGCUGAGCAAGUGA
Penicillium verhagenii is the source of this 3519-nucleotide messenger RNA. Its product is annotated as hybrid sensor histidine kinase/response regulator. Bases 1 to 3519 code for a protein of 1172 amino acids. Gene Ontology annotation, molecular function: protein binding; phosphorelay sensor kinase activity. The transcript is spliced from 5 exons. The record is from RefSeq and is a predicted model, not a curated record. Gene Ontology annotation, biological process: phosphorylation; phosphorelay signal transduction system. Lineage: Eukaryota; Fungi; Ascomycota; Eurotiomycetes; Eurotiales; Aspergillaceae.